AUGCCAGGUGAAGCGUCCGGUGACGUGGUGGCAACCACCUCGGCCGACUGGGAGACGCAAUAUGAAAGAGACUUCGACGCGCAGCAGAGCAGUGGCCCCUUCAUGUUUUCUGAAAGUGAGCGUCGAAAGAACCGCGAACUUUUCUCGCGGCUGCGUGACCUUCUCCCCUUCGACGACGCGUACAAGGUGAGCGACUGCGACCUGAUGUAUCGCUUUCUCAUUGGUAAGCACUGGAACGUCGCCAAGGCGGAGAGCGGGAUCCGCAAGUACGUGCAGCUGCGCAAGUCGGACAAUCUCGACAGCAUUAUUGGGGAGCAACUGCACCCCACCAUUUCCUCGGUGCUGUCGCCCAUGCACAACGGCAUGCCGUGUCCCAUCUACGGCCUCGACAGGGAGGGUCUCCCCGUGCUGUGGCUUUCGCCGGACGCCGACAAGCUCGCUGCAGCUAUGAAGGACUUUACCAACGAGCAGCUACUGCGUUGUCAGCUGUGGUCGAUGGAGCUGGGUCGCUACGUCUGCCUGCGGCGGAAGGUGGAUCGCUGCACGUACGUGGUUGAUCUGGGAGGCAUCACCAUGUCCAGCGUGAACAAGGCAACACUGGCGCUUCUCAAAAGUGUCAUGGACCUGCUGCAGGUUGCCUACCCUGAGAUCAUGCGCCGUCUGCUCUUCUUCAACAUGGGGUGGACGGUGUCCGCCGCCUGGAAGGUGCUGCGGCCGCUGGUGGAUGUACGCGUGCAAGACAAGAUCAAGUUCGAGAGUGGCCCACCAACGUUAGCGGCGCUGCAGCAGUACAUCGCAGCUGAUCAGGUGCACCCUUCAUUUGGCGGCACCGGAUCUGUAAAUGCCCUGGACACGAUCCUUGACGCUGAGGUGCGCCGCAUCCGGGCGCGUCUCGAAGACCGAGCUCCCCCACAGCCUGCCGCUGACACUGUCUCGAUCACUCACAGACCUUCCGUGAUGUCGUGCCAGGACGCGAGCCAGCUGAGCGGAGAGGCGCUUACGCUCUAUAGCAUCUGCUCGACACCGCCAGGAACUACCUGCUCGUCCCCCAAUGUAAGCCCAUUUCCCGAAUCCGAUGUCCAAACAGAAAAGAGGGAGCGGGUGGUGGUCGGCGCGCACAGUGCCGUAACUGCUUGGUUGGCCAAGACGAACGCCGCCAAGGGGACAAUGGAUGCGCUUGACGUGUCGCUCAAUGUCGUCUCCUGGUUCAGUGAGUAUGACUGCGACAAGGAAGAAGCAUCCUCGACUCCCGUCGCUGACGACGCGGCGAAGUACUCUAGCCAUGGUGCUGCUUUGCUGUCGUUACAUGGCUCGCCGACAAACGAUAUCGUUGCCUCUUCACACGAGUCGGAGCCGAUUCAUGUCGCGAAGGGCGCAGGGCCCACAAUGCAGCAGCAGACAGAGUUACCAAGCUUGACCAUCUCGCUAACGUACGGGGCUGACGGCAGCAUCAGCGGCUACUGUAGACAGCAGUGGAUCGGAUGCUUCAAACAGGGUCUGUUCUACACCCCCACCCUUAAUGACGAAGACUCCACAUCACAGUGGCGCUUUUCCUCCCUCCUGCCCCCACCGCAGUGCUCCACUCCUCGUGAUUGCGCUGGACGCAGCGUGGGGAUGCGGUGGGGUGAACUUUUGAACGAGGCGGGCCACCCCCUGCACAACUUCCUCAUCGUGUGCGACGCUCAGCGCCGCGCCCGCUACCUGCUGCGCGUGAGUCGCCUCCGAACACGGCUGACCAUCUACAGCAUCGUCGGGGACGCCGCGAUACAUACGGAGCAGAAUAACCGGCACUACGUCGAGGGCGAGCGUGCGAAGCUGGGCGUCGUGGUUCCUCAUUCCAGCACCAUCAGCUGCGGCGACAAAGGGGCUUGGAUGCUGUACGGCGAGGAUGCGACAAAGCGCUUGUCUCGUAACCCAACGCGGCACCUGCAGCAGCUCCUCUCGAAGGCGAAACGGGCGGUGUCGACAGCGAAGAAGAGCGGAAGCGGUGCUCCACAGGACAAGGCGUCAAACGGCCGCUGGUCAGCGUCCAUCUUCUCCACCUUGGCUCCAAGCCCUCUUGAUCAGUACAGAAAAGACCGGGACGCGGCGGUGGAUGACGGCACACAGCUACUCGCGGAGUGCAAGGGCCAAACCAUCAGCUUCUACAAGCUUUUGACCGAGAACUCGCUGUCCGACUUGUUUGCCCUGACCGUCGCCAUCACACAGUCAUGGAAUAAUGAGAUGGGCAGCUACAAGAACAAGGCGGUAGCGUCCAAGGCGACGUUGUAUUCCUCUGAGGAUGAUGUAAUAGCAUAG
Molecule: messenger RNA, 2298 nt
Organism: Leishmania braziliensis MHOM/BR/75/M2904
Lineage: Eukaryota; Euglenozoa; Kinetoplastea; Trypanosomatida; Trypanosomatidae
Exons: 1
Coding region: 1-2298 (765 amino acids)
Source: RefSeq, a predicted model, not a curated record